AUGCAAUUGCCAAACUUAAUUCAAUAUUCAAACGAAAAUUAGAUAAACGGUAAAUUAUCCUCUCAAAAGUAGCAGAAGGAUCAUUCAAAUGGGAAUAAGGAAUCGUAGAUCAUCAAGUAGUUAAUUUCAAUCAUAGUAAUAACAGAUAUAAUAACAUUAUAAUUUAACUUAAGUUCACCUAGGAGGGAGAAAUCUUAUAUAUUUAUGAUGGAUCCAUUUUAAGAAAGUAAAAAUAUACAACAAAUAAAAGGGAGAAAGUUAUUGAAAUCUCAUAAAAACCUCAAUUAUUAAAUAAUAUAGAAUAGAUAAAAUUUUUAGAAUGGAUGGGAAAUUAUGGAACUAAUAACUAAAAGAUUGGAAGAUGGACAAUUUUAUGGAAAGGAACAAAAUUGAAAGAUAUUGGAGGAGAGUAUUCGUAAGAAGGAAAAAAAUAAGGCUUAUGGAGAGAGAUAACAAAAAAUUACAGAAAGUAAUGUAAAUAUUAAUAUCAAAGGAAUGCAGAAGUACUCGAAAUUGGAGUAUACGAAAAUGAUUAUAGAAAAGGUUAUUGGAAAUACAUAUAUUAAUAGAAUGAUAUGUAGAACAUAAUAAUAAAUUAAUAGCGGUGGAGGUUAAUACUGUAAAUUAGGUAUAAAAAAUGGUACAUGGACAGAAAUAUGUGAUGGAUUUGAGUUGUCAUCUUAAAUAAUCUAUAUUGGAGAAUAUUUAGAUGGAAAAAAAAUUGGGAAAUGGAAUAUUUUGUUUCGGCAAUCCAAUCAAUAUGAGUUUAAAUAGAUGUAAAUUAUUUGAUACUAAAACUUAUUAAAACUUAUAGUGGUGGGGGAUUAUAUAUUUAGGAAGGAGAUGGCACCAAAAUUGGAAAUUGGAUUGAACUGGAUGAUGAAUUUAAUAAUAAAAAGCAAGUUACUUAUUAGGGUGAAUAUUUAAUUGGUAAAAAAGUGGGAAGAUGGAGUGUGAAUUUUAGGCACAUUAAUGAAAAGUAGUUUAAUCAGAUGUAAAAAUCAUUUAUAUGGUCCCUAAUUUUAGUGGAGGUGGAUCAUAUGAAUAAGAGAAUAGUAUAAAAUUUGGUAAGUGGACAGAAAUCAGCGAAGGAUUUAAUUGCGAUUCUUAAGUCAUAUAAAAUGGAGAAUAUAAAAAUGGAAAAAAAGUAGGUCUUUGGGAUUAUUAAUUUCACUUUAGAGGACAUAAAUUAAUGUAAUCCAUUUGUUAACUUCCUUAGUGGUGGUGGUCUAUAUGAUCAAAAUGGUAAGGGCGAUAAGUUUGGAAAAUGGAUAGAUUUGGAUAGGAUGUAUAAGUGGAAUUCGUAGGUAACUUAUUCUGGGCAAUAUCAAAUUGGUAAGAAAGUUGGUAAAUGGGAUACUUGGUACAAGGAUUAUGAAAAUAGUUUAUUAAUGUAAGUUUAUUAUAAGAUUCUUUUUUAAGUGGAGGUGGGUUUUACGAUGAUAGAUGUGCUGGCAAUAAGGUUGGUAAAUGGAUUGAGUUGGAUAAUGAAUUUAUGGGUUAAAAAUUAGUAACAUAUACCGGCCAAUAUAUUAAUGAUAAAAAGGUCGGUAGGUGGGAUAUUUGGCACAAGCAUCAUAGUGGCAAUCACUAUAAAUAAAUGUAAGAAAAGUGUUUAACUUAUUAAAUAGUGGUGGGGGAUCAUAUGAUAGCCGAGAAGAACACAUGAAGAUUGGAAAGUGGAUUAUAUUGUGUGAUGAAUUUUCUGAUUCACAAUAAGUGGUGUUCAAUGGUGAAUAUUUUCAUGGUAAAAAAGUCGGUUUAUGGGAUAUUUUGUAUUGGUGUUUUGAUUAAGAUUAAUAUAAAUUGAUGUAAAAUUCUGGUUUACUAUUUCUUAUUUAUUUAAAAGAGGUGGAGGAAUAUAUAAUAAAAAAGAUUGCCAAAAAAUAGGGAACUGGAUAGAAUUGGAUGAUUUAUUUGUUUAAUAAAGAAAAGUUCUUUUUAAAGGUGAGUAUUUAGAUGGUAAAAAAGUUGGAAAGUGGGAUAUUUGGUAUAAGCACUAUAAUUCGAACGAAUUUAAGUUGAUGUAAAAGUUUAAUUAUAUUUUUUUUUAGAGGUGGUGGAUCGUACGAUAUAAUAGGCAGUGCCAUAAAGCUUGGAAAAUGGAUCGAAUUGGAUGAAGGAUUUUAUGAUAGAAAAUAAGUAACUUACGCUGGCUAAUACAAAGCAGGGGUAAAGAAUGGUAGAUGGGACACUUGGUAUUAAUAGGAAUAGUAAAACGAAAAAAUGUAAUAUAGUGGCAUAUCUCAUCAAGUGGUGGUGGACUUUUUAAAGAAGGGGUUGACAAUAUGAAAAUUGGGUAGUGGAUAGAGUUGGAUGAUGAAUUUAGCGAAUCAAAAUAAAUAACUUAUUAAGGUGUGUAUGUUAAAGGUUACAAGGUCGGAUAUUGGGAUAUUAACUUUAAAAAGUAGUAAGGCGAUUAUAAAAUUGAAAAAAUGUAAACAAGUUUAUUAUGAAUAUAAGUGGUGGAGGUUCAUUUACAGAAAUUGGUGAUUGCAUUAAAAUUGGAAAAUGGGUUGAAAUAAGUAAUAGAUUCUGGAUAGGAAAAUAAGUUAUCUAUGUUGGCGAAUAUAAAAAGGGAAGAAAAAUUGGACUUUGGUUUAAAAUGAAGAGAUCAUUUAAUUAGGCAGAAUUCAAAAUAUCAAGGCACAUUGUAAUUUGA
Paramecium octaurelia is the source of this 2662-nucleotide messenger RNA. The record is from the annotation of a GenBank genome assembly. Lineage: Eukaryota; Ciliophora; Oligohymenophorea; Peniculida; Parameciidae.